Molecule: messenger RNA, 584 nt
Organism: Rubroshorea leprosula
Lineage: Eukaryota; Viridiplantae; Streptophyta; Magnoliopsida; Malvales; Dipterocarpaceae
Source: the annotation of a GenBank genome assembly
AGACAUAAGAAAGUUGGCCAAUAGGAUGUAGUUUGGUGUGCCCGAAGAGAGCUCCUUGGGUGAUGGACUGGGGGAGGGUUAUGGAAUGCUUGGGCAGGCUGGAAGUGGAAAACUGCGCAUGUCAGUUGGGCAGAGCAAACUUGCUGCAAAAGUAGCUAAAAGGUUCAAGGAAAGCCAUUGUGGAAGCAUUGGUGCCACUUCUGGAUUGACUUCAAGUUUAGCAUUUACUCCUUUCCAGUUAUCUUAUCUUCUGAACAUGCAUUAUAGUCAAGCCUGCUUUGUAUUCUGUAUAGAGCUCCCAAAUCCAGGGGCUCUUGCACACCAGCUUGGCACUGGAACUCAAAAGUAUUUAUUUCUCUGUGAUGGGAACAUUUCCGAAGAUCAAAAGGACAUGAAUCUUAGAAGUUUCAAUUGCACAAUACGCUCUCUAAUGAAAUCUUGAGUAAUCUGAAAUCUGAAUGCACUGGCCUCAAGAGAUUCUUGUGAGUUUCUAAAGAAUUAUGGUCAGUCAACUCUAUAAUCCUUCAAGAUUUUAUUACGCUGGCAUACACCCAUUUUGAUACAAGUAAAUGUUGGCAUUAAGA